AUAGUCAUUGAUCUCAUACGAUCAAUGGCUGAGAUUAAAUUCACCAUGCAUCACACUUUUAAAUAAAAUAACUCAAACCCUAAUUCUUAAAACAAAGCCGCACCUCUUCCUCUCUCUCUAUCAAAGACGGAACCCAGCGUCCGGUGAAGAAGCCAAGUCGUCGACGGAAUCCGGUGAAGCAGCCGGUGAAGAAGCCAACGCCGUCCAGCAGCACCACCAACGCCGGUAGCGUCCACUAGCCAUCCGCUAAAAGGGUGGGAAUCUAUAAGCAGAUUGAAGCUGCUAUUUUGAAAUAUCAAGAAAUUAAGGAAAAUAUCGAAGAAAAGUUCUCAUCUUUUUCUUUAGCGGAAUCAAGUUGUUGAGAUGAGAAAAGACAAAACAGCUGUUGCAAGUUCAAGUAAAAUCAAAUUUGAUGAUCAUGAAUCUUCGUCUGAAGAUGAGGAAAAGGAGAUAGAAGAGGAGCUUGCUGACGUGACCUUUGAGGAGUUGCAGAGAGCAUGGGCUGAUGGGUCUGAUACAGUGUAUAGGAAAUUUAAUUCGGAAGGAAAAACUGGCCGAGCAAACAAGAACAGGCCAAUGGAGGUGAGUAGCAAGAAGCCAGUGAGCAGAUUUAGGGAAAUUAUCCAAGUUCCUAAAAAGGCCACGCGUGACCCUCGCUUUGAGACUUUAACUGGCCAGCUUGACGUAGAACGGUUCAAAAAGAGAUACAAUUUUCUUUACGAGGAUAAUCUUCCAGCAGAAAAAGAAGACCUGAAGAAACAGCUGAGGAAGUCAAAUGAUCCAGAAGAGCAAAAUGAACUGAAAAGUCGCAUUUCUUGGAUUAACAAACAAUUGAAUUCGUCAGGAACGAAGCACACAGAGAGAGAGAUUCUGGCAGAGCACAAGAAGAAAGAGAGGGAAGCUGCUAAGCAAGGAAAACAACCUUAUUACCUCAAAAAAUCUGAAAUUAAGAAGCGCAAACUUAUUGAGAAAUACAAGGAACUCAAAGCAUCUGGUAAACUGGAAGCAUAUAUUGAGAAGAAAAGGCGCAAGAAUGCUGCGAAAGACCAUAGAUUCUUGCCAUAUCGGCGUCCUGGUGAGCAAGAAAACUAGUAAAAUAACAGGUUUGUAUGCUAGAGCAAAUUUGUUUGACCGGUUUUUUCCUCACAAAUUUGUAGAGCUUGCUUUGUAGGGAUUGACCAUGGGCCCUGUAAUUCAAGAUGUAGAGCUUGUUUACUUUAGUUCUUGUUAUAGUUCAGCUGAUUAUACUUGGUGUAUCCAGAGCUUAGACAGAGAGAUUUAAAUUAUGAUAUUCUCCAGCAAGAAUACAAUCGAAUAGUCCAGCAUUUGACUCA
Molecule: messenger RNA, 1334 nt
Organism: Capsicum annuum
Lineage: Eukaryota; Viridiplantae; Streptophyta; Magnoliopsida; Solanales; Solanaceae
Product: ribosomal RNA processing protein 36 homolog
Exons: 3
Coding region: 364-1092 (242 amino acids)
Biological process (GO): maturation of SSU-rRNA from tricistronic rRNA transcript (SSU-rRNA, 5.8S rRNA, LSU-rRNA)
Cellular component (GO): nucleolus; 90S preribosome
Source: RefSeq, a predicted model, not a curated record